Messenger RNA from Humulus lupulus (European hop), 498 nucleotides. RefSeq lists its product as uncharacterized. The record is from RefSeq and is a predicted model, not a curated record. NCBI's taxonomy places the organism in Eukaryota, Viridiplantae, Streptophyta, Magnoliopsida, Rosales, Cannabaceae. The transcript has a single exon. The coding region runs from base 1 to 498 and encodes 165 amino acids.
AUGUCGCUCUCUGUAUUUCGAAGACAAGGGCUAGGAGAAGGUCGCCCCACCACAGUCACACUUCAAUUGGCAGAAAAAUCAGUCAAGCAUCCUCGAGGUAUUAUUGAAUAUGUUUUGGUGAAGGUGGACAAAUUUAUCUUCAAUGCAUAUUUUAUAGUACUUGACAUGGAGGAAGAUGAGGAUGUUCCUAUUAUCUUAGGGAGGUCAUUUUUAGCCACUAGGCAAGCCUUGAUCGAUGUACAAAAGGGGGAAUUGAAGUUAAGGGUUCAAGGUGGGGAGGUGGUCUUCAAUGUGUUCAAGGCUUUGACUUAUCCUCGAGCAAGUGACAAUUGUUGCAGUGUGAAUGUUUUAUAUGAAGAAUGUCCAAAGGGGAAGACUAUAGAAGAUCCACUUGAGUUGAAUCUGAUAUCAAGCCCAGAAGAAUGUGAUGGUACUGAGGCCAUUGAGUAUGUGAAAUGGUUGAAUGCAACUGGGCAGAUAUACAAGAAAAAAGUAUGA